Molecule: messenger RNA, 1031 nt
Organism: Pyrus x bretschneideri (Chinese white pear)
Lineage: Eukaryota; Viridiplantae; Streptophyta; Magnoliopsida; Rosales; Rosaceae
Product: transcription factor bHLH147-like
Exons: 1
Coding region: 210-866 (218 amino acids)
Biological process (GO): regulation of DNA-templated transcription
Molecular function (GO): protein dimerization activity
Source: RefSeq, a predicted model, not a curated record
UUCCUCCUCUUCUUAAUAGUCCCCACCUUCUCUCUCUCUCUCCAUCCCUUCCACCCCCAACCACCUCCGUUCCGUUCCGUUCCGUUCUCUCUCUCCUUCUCAUUCCUCUGUUGGAACAGAAAACCGAAAUCCCCUUUCAAAUACCAUUCCAAUUCCUCCGUUUGAUUCCGAAUCCUCACACUCUCAAUUUAAGGGGAGAAUCAAAAUCCAUGGCGUCGACUCUGAUUUCGAAUGCCGUAGCCACCCCCGAACGAGCCCGGGAUCCUUCUAGAAGGAAAAAGAAGAAGAAAAUCCAAUCCAAACAAGACCACCUCCACCACCAAGAACCCGCCAACAGCCACACCAAGUGGAAGUCCGAGGCACAGCAGCACCUCUACUCCUCCAAGCUCCUCCACGCCCUCAACCAAGUCUCCAUUAACCCCGCACCCGACUCCUCCGCCCCUGCCGCCAACUCCUCCGCUUCCACUUCUACUCCACCACGCGGCCGAGCCGUUCGCGAGACUGCCGACAGAGUACUCGCCGUCGCAGCUAAGGGUAAGACCCGCUGGAGCCGCGCCAUUCUCACCAGCCGCCUUAAAAUCAAGUUCCGCCAGCAUAAACGGCAGAGAUCCGCCGCUGCGUCGGGGACCGGGUCGACCCGUCCCAGGAAGACCAAGUUCAGUGUUCAGCGGCUGAAAGGGAGGGGCUUGCCGGCCGUGCAGAAGAAAGUACGGGUUCUCGGCCGUUUGGUUCCCGGUUGCCGGAAACAGCCGUUGCCGGUGAUUCUAGAAGAAGCGACUGAUUACAUCGCGGCUCUGGAGAUGCAGGUCCGAGCCAUGAGCCGGCUCACUCAGCUGCUCUCCGGUUCAACUUCCGGCUCCACUUGAUUGAACGGGGCUGGCAUGUUGCCAUGGGUUCCUAUGUCGAUCAAUCUUCUUUUUUUUUUCUUUUUUUUUUUCCCCUCUUUUUUUUUUUUUUCUUUUUUGGCUCUCAGUGCAAGUAAUUGUCAUUUACCCUGUUAAAAACAUAAUGUCUAGCUCUUCUCUUUUUCA